Messenger RNA from Coniosporium apollinis CBS 100218, 3003 nucleotides. RefSeq lists its product as uncharacterized. The record is from RefSeq and is a predicted model, not a curated record. NCBI's taxonomy places the organism in Eukaryota, Fungi, Ascomycota, Dothideomycetes. The transcript is spliced from 2 exons. The coding region runs from base 1 to 3003 and encodes 1000 amino acids.
AUGUCGUUCGGCAAGGCGAUUGAGACGCCCCAUACCUUGGCUUCACUGCCGCCCUCAGUCCAUGGACGCGCGCUUGCAUCCACUGUACAUGCAUUAAAUCGGUCCAAGAAGAGAAAGAGGACAGAAGUUGCUGUGAGCGUGGAUGCGGAAGGGAUAAAUAUCUACAAUGUACAAAACCCGCGCCUUGUCGCUUCUUACGCCUUGCCGCCCCAGACCCGCUUCACUGCGCCGCCAUGCUCGGCAUACCUCAAAGGAUCCGAGGGGUCGCGACGUCUCACAUAUGCCUCUAUAGCAGGCUCAGCGGGUGAAUCGAGGCCGCAAAUUGUUUGCUUCGCCGAAAACGUGAAAAAAGCAUUCGCCGGUAAUCCCACGAAAACUUCAUACGCUCUCCCGAAGUCGUCGAAACCGGUCGUCUCCGUCGAUGUUCUCGCCAACAAUGCCAGUUCACAAUCGCGAGACCCCAUCCAGGAUGUUUUGAUUAUUCAUGCGGACGGCCAAGUGGUGUGCCUGUCAGCGGACCUCACAACGGAGAGAUGGAGUGAGAAUCUUAGUAGCCUAUAUAGCUCACAGGACUCUUCCCAAGAGAAAAAUGGUAUUGCCGUUGAGCACAUCUCCUACACCGAAGCGGCCGCCGCUAGAAAAGGUCUUCUGAAGGGUCGCGAAGAUGUCAUUGCUCUACUGGAUCCCACAUUGGACGGCGAUUCCGGCUUUUUAGAAGCUACCAGGCUACUUUGCGUGGUGACUGCUGAAGCUCAACCCGCGGUCACAAAACUCAAGCCACGAAAGCUACAGCUUUACGCACUUCGGCCGAGGUCGCCGGAUUCCAUCACCAGCCGUCGACCAGCUAUGCAACAUCUGCUGACCUGGGAUUUACCCACUCCUCAUGUUAGAAGCCACGAUCCGGCACGCCAGCCAUUGUAUAAUAUCCAUGCCCUGUCUGGUACACUUCAUCAACUGCUCGCUGGCACAAUCACGACCUACGACCUCUCAGGGACACUCCCACGGAUAGUUUCGGAGCUUGGUGAUGACGCCUCUUCAUUUCAAAGCUUCGUCCGCCUGUCUUCUUCGCUCCUGCUGGCAUCUUCAGCAACAACAUGUGGAAUUUACGAUGUCAAAUACGAUUCCGUCCAGGCCGUGAUACCGCUUGGCUCGGACGCUGAAGCAGUAGCCAACUCCAAAAGGAAGCAGGACAAAUCAGCCGCGAACCUUGGAUCGUUAGCCCUUUUGACCUACUUUGGGGACAUUGGACUGGCUGUUGGUUUGGCUGACGAUGAACUGGUUGGUAUACACAUCGGGACCGACGUGGUUCCGUCGAAGCGGACCCGAGCAACUGAGGGCUUGUUGAUAGAUUCCAUUGGAAGGGGUAUCGGCAAGAAGAGCGCCAGAACAGAGAAGAUUCGUCAAAGUACUUUGGCUAAGCCUCCGAAGGGCUGUCUGGUCGGCCCUACAGGAUCAUUGGAUUCCACUUGGUCCGAGAAAAUGGCCGAGCUUGAUAGACAUCUUGAGAACGGCGACAUUGAUGACUUCGAGAGGCUGUUUGCCGAGAGUGUGGGCAUUUCACUUGCAGAGAAUACCCUGCCAAAUGCCGGAGACUCAGCACCGAAGGUUUUACCGAAUGGUAUCAAACAGCCAAGUAGAGCCGACGGUGAUACCCAGUCAGACAGUGGAGUAAGAGCGAAUGUCGACAAAGUCGACGGAACAAGUUCUGCAUCUGAAAAUCAAUCGCUUGUGCUGGCGGAAGAGUGUCCACUUCCUGAUUGGCAGUUUCCGAGCCACAUCUCCAGCAGGUACCGCCAGGCUCAUCGGCACAAAGCAUUGUACGCGCUGCGUAAGAUUUUCUCCCAGGUUCACCCAAGUGAUGGUUCGUUCCAAGGGGAAGAAGAUACGCCAGGAUCAAUCACCAUCCAGUUUUAUCCGCCGAACCUCUUUCAUUGGCUUAUCAUCUCGGGCUUUCUCACACCCGACAUGGUCACCCAAGCGCUGCGGACGUCACCUGGUGCCAGUAAUAGCUCAACUUCCGUUGCUUCACCGGACAUCAUCUCUGCAAUCGUCGAGUACGAUCCAGAGAUGCACCUCCUCCACAGCAUUCUCGACGGGCCCUCCUACCUCGACAUAUUCCAGACCGUCAAAGCCAUCCAACUCCUCAUCCGCAGCCUCGACAACAAACCUAUUCCAGCACCCACACCUCUCCUCCUCACCAACGGCACGACCAGUGUAGCGAACGACACAAACAACGACGAAGACGACGCCAACCUCGCCGAAGCCGAAGACGCCGCCUCCUCGGACCUCGAUCACGCCCUCAGCACCCUAGAAGACGGCCUCGCGAUCCGCAGCCGCAGCCUCCGCACCGCGCUCACAAAACUCCACUCCUUCCCCGCUUCCCACAUCACCUCCGCCCUCCGCGCAACCCUCUCCCACCACGAAAUCAUCUUCCUGAUCCAGAUCCUGCGCAUUGAGCUCGCAGACGGCGGCUGGACGGCGCGCUACAUCGACGCCGGCCCCAGCGGGCGAAGCGACGAGGCCGGCGAUCCAUCAGAUCGCGGCAUCGUGAUCAUCGCCGAGCUGCUCAAUUGCGCUCUUGACGCUAUCGGCGCGGCAGGAUGGCUCGUCUCCGGGCUGAACGCUGCAGACGGCGGUGCAGAGGACCUGCUGCAUUCGCUGCGCCUCGAGAUCUCGGCUGCGUUGGAGGGCACGCACGAGGCGAGCUUUAUGCGCGGCUUGCUGGACGAUUUCUGCAGGUACGGGGCGAAGAAGCAACGGACGCCGGGCUUGCCGAGCGCGAAGGCGCAAAGGAGGAAGGGGAAGCCUGUUACGGUUGCGCUGGCCACGCCGGAGGAGGCGACGGAGAGGAGAAUCUUGCCGCUUGGGUUCAAGGUUGAGAGUAAAGUGCCCGAGACUAAGGUUAGUGCGGGUGGGCAGGUCAAGGUGAAGAGUAAGAGGGAGAUUGGGUAUGAGAUUAGUCGGAAGGUGGGGAAGUAUAGUUUUGAGAGGAUCGUGAUAUGA